Mauremys reevesii (Reeves's turtle) is the source of this 971-nucleotide messenger RNA. It is a transcript of the gene TMIGD1, whose product is annotated as transmembrane and immunoglobulin domain containing 1. NCBI's taxonomy places the organism in Eukaryota, Metazoa, Chordata, Testudines, Geoemydidae. Gene Ontology annotation, molecular function: cell adhesion molecule binding. The record is from RefSeq and is a predicted model, not a curated record. Gene Ontology annotation, biological process: cell-cell adhesion. Gene Ontology annotation, cellular component: cell-cell junction.
AUGUAUUAUUAUCCCAUUCUGGCAGUAUUCAUAGACCAUGACUCUCUAUCCAACAGAUCCCACCUGAAUAGAUCAGAGAUGGCCCAGAAAAGCCGCCUACCUGCCCCUUAUGGAGUACCUGUCCUUGCAGUUUUACUUUUGCCGUGUCUAGUCACAGGGGUGGAGCUGGCUAUAAACAAUAGUUCUGAUAACCAAAUACUAUCCACGAAGCCUGGCCGUGAAGAGUCCCUGUGGUGCACUGUACGUAACAACAGCAGGGCGGAGGAAUUACGCUGGUACCGAGGAGAUGGGACUGUGAACUUGAAAGAUGGAAAUAAAAUGAACACCACUAACAUCUGCAUACUUCCAGUCUCUAAGACCGACAAUGGCGUCAGCUUUACCUGCAAGCUGGUGCGGAACGAGUCCAUUCAGAUCUCGGUGACUCUGGAUGUCCAGUUUCCCCCUCUCCUAACUGGGGAAGACCCUCCUCCAGUAGAAGAAAAGAAUGAUGUGAAGCUGACCUGCAAUGUGAAUUCCAACCCUCAAGCUGAAAUGGUUUGGUAUAAAGACAACAGCACUCUGACCCUGAAGAAAGAUCGCUAUCAGAUACACCAUACUAGUGAGGUCUUCCAGCUGACUAUCAAGAAAGUAGAAAAAUCUGACAAUGGAACAUACACCUGCGAAGCUAAAUCUGUUCUCGGAGAGAUGAGAAAGGAGUUCCACCUGACAGUUGAAGAUAGGAAACCGGCUUUUCCCUUGGAGGCCAUUAUUGCUGCCAUCGUGGUGGUUUUACUCACUGUAAUUUUUGGAAUUGUGGCUCGAAGAGAAAAAAUAUUUAAGUGCUCCAAAAAGACAAAAGAAACACCAAGUGAAACAGCUCUGUGAAGAACUCCUGAGGUUACUGUGUGCGCCUAAGAAGCACCAUCUGUAGCAGGACAUAUGCCCUUGUGUUAAGGGAUGGGAUUAGCCAUUAUACAUUGCAAUAGUUACUC